Molecule: messenger RNA, 639 nt
Organism: Danio rerio (zebrafish)
Lineage: Eukaryota; Metazoa; Chordata; Actinopteri; Cypriniformes; Danionidae
Gene: babam1
Product: BRISC and BRCA1 A complex member 1
Biological process (GO): positive regulation of DNA repair
Cellular component (GO): BRCA1-A complex; cytoplasm; nucleus
Source: RefSeq, marked validated
AGGACGUGUACGCCUCCUUCUGCGAGCUGGACACUAAGGGCAUGUGUUAUCGCUUUGAGGUGUCGCUGUGUGGUCCUGCUAUUGAGCUGCACAACUGCAUGGCCAAACUGCUGUGCCAUCCACUGCAGAGGCCCUUCCAGAGCCACGCGUCCUACAGUCUGCUGGAGGACGAGGACACGCUGGAGAACGAAGCCACUGUGUGAGAUUUUACUCAGUAGACCCAUCAAAUCACCUAGAUUAGGGACUGAUGAACUCCAAAAUGAAGGAGUGACCUGUGAAUAACUGCUUUGCCUGUUAUAUCUGUACUAUCGAUGUCUCUUUUAUUUCUUUAAAACUUCAGUGUCUUAAUUUCCUAAAGCCGCCAUAACAAAUCUAAAGACAAUUGUGGAUGAGUUGAGUAUUGGUGGUUUGAUCCCAGCACAGGAUCCACUAAAUAAUCAGCAUUUAGAAUGUCACCUGUAAGUGAUUCAUGUGUUUGUGUGGUGGAGGUUCAGAGAUGAGCUUGUGGGAAUGGUGCUCAUUGAGAUCCGUUGGUUAGUGCUAAAGGUUUGGUGGGAGCACAUUUGGACAGCAUCUAAUAAAUACGGUUUGCUUGUUAUAGCCAAAUAAAUGAAAAGGAAAUACCCUGUGGGACUCUUU